Apodemus sylvaticus (European woodmouse) is the source of this 5612-nucleotide messenger RNA. It is a transcript of the gene Ptpru, whose product is annotated as protein tyrosine phosphatase receptor type U. Gene Ontology annotation, cellular component: membrane. Gene Ontology annotation, molecular function: protein binding; protein tyrosine phosphatase activity. The transcript is spliced from 29 exons. The coding region runs from base 142 to 4542 and encodes 1466 amino acids. NCBI's taxonomy places the organism in Eukaryota, Metazoa, Chordata, Mammalia, Rodentia, Muridae. The record is from RefSeq and is a predicted model, not a curated record. Gene Ontology annotation, biological process: protein dephosphorylation.
CGCUCUGGACUCGGCGCCAGUCCCGCUCCGCGCGGCGCUGCUCCGCCACGGCUCCCGCUUGCCUUGGGCUCCGGCUCUGGCUCCGGAGGCGUCGCCUCCCCGGCUGCGGGUCUCCAGGAUUCAGGCGGCGGUGCCCCAGCCAUGGCCCGGGCUCAGGCUCUGGUCCUGGCGCUCACCUUCCAGUUCUGCGCUCCCGAGACCGAGACUCCCGCAGCUGGCUGCACCUUCGAGGAGGCGAGUGAGCCGGCCGUGCCCUGCGAGUUCAGCCAGGCUCAGUAUGAUGACUUCCAGUGGGAACAAGUGCGGAUCCACCCCGGCACCGGGACCCCUGCAGACCUGCCCCAUGGUGCCUACUUGAUGGUCAAUGCUUCCCAGCAUGCUCCAGGCCAGAGGGCCCAUAUCACCUUCCAGACCCUGAGUGAGAACGACACCCACUGUGUGCAGUUCAGCUACUUCCUGUAUAGCAGGGAUGGGCACAGCCCGGGCACCCUGGGCGUCUAUGUCCGCGUGAACGGGGGCCCUCUGGGCAGUGCCGUGUGGAACAUGACUGGAUCCCACGGCCGUCAGUGGCACCAGGCUGAACUGGCCGUCAGCACCUUCUGGCCCAAUGAGUAUCAGGUGCUGUUCGAGGCCCUCAUCUCCCCAGACCACAAGGGUUACAUAGGCUUAGACGACAUCUUGCUCUUCAGUUCUCCCUGCGCAAAGGCCCCUCACUUUUCCCGCCUUGGAGACGUGGAGGUCAAUGCGGGCCAGAACGCGUCCUUCCAGUGCAUGGCCGCAGGCAGAGCUGCAGAGGCAGAACGCUUCUUCCUGCAGCGGCAGAGUGGGGUGCUGGUGCCUGCGGCCGGGGUGCGGCACAUCAGCCACCGUCGCUUCCUCGCCACUUUUCCGCUGGCCUCUGUAGGCCGAGCUGAGCAGGAUCUGUACCGUUGCGUGUCCCAGGCCCCGCGCGGUGCUGGAGUCUCCAACUUCGCAGAGCUCAUCGUCAAAGAGCCUCCCACCCCCAUCGCGCCCCCACAGCUGCUGCGUGCAGGCCCUACCUACCUCAUCAUCCAGCUCAACACCAACUCCAUCAUUGGCGACGGGCCGAUCGUGCGCAAGGAGAUCGAGUACCGCAUGGCGCGGGGCCCGUGGGCCGAGGUCCACGCUGUCAACCUGCAGACCUACAAGCUGUGGCAUCUGGACCCGGACACUGAAUAUGAAAUCAGCGUGCUGCUCACACGCCCCGGAGAUGGAGGCACAGGCCGCCCAGGGCCACCACUGAUCAGCCGGACCAAGUGUGCAGAGCCCACGAGGGCCCCCAAAGGCCUGGCUUUUGCCGAGAUCCAGGCUCGCCAGCUGACCCUGCAGUGGGAGCCCCUGGGCUACAAUGUCACACGUUGUCAUACCUAUGCUGUGUCCCUUUGCUAUCGCUACACCCUGGGAGGCAGCCACAACCAGACCAUCCGGGAGUGUGUGAAGAUGGAGCGGGGUGCCAGCCGCUACACCAUCAAGAAUCUGCUGCCAUUCAGGAGUGUCCACGUGCGUCUAAUUCUCACAAACCCUGAGGGGCGCAAGGAGGGCAAGGAGGUCACCUUCCAGACAGAUGAAGAUGUGCCUGGUGGGAUUGCAGCUGAGUCCCUGACCUUCACUCCGCUGGAGGACAUGAUCUUCCUCAAGUGGGAGGAGCCCCAGGAACCCAAUGGCCUCAUCACUCAGUAUGAGAUCAGCUACCAAAGCAUUGAGUCCUCAGACCCAGCAGUGAACGUGCCCGGCCCGAGACGCACCAUCUCCAAACUCCGGAAUGAGACUUACCACGUCUUCUCCAACCUGCACCCCGGCACCACGUAUCUGUUCUCCGUGCGUGCUCGUACGAGUAAGGGCUUCGGCCAGGCGGCUCUCACCGAGAUAACCACCAACAUCUCAGCACCCAGCUUUGAUUAUGCUGACAUGCCGUCACCCCUGGGCGAGUCCGAGAACACCAUCACUGUGCUGUUGAGGCCGGCCCAGGGCCGCGGAGCACCCAUCAGCGUCUACCAGGUGGUUGUGGAGGAGGAGCGGCCGCGGCGCUUGCGGCGGGAGCCCGGAGCUCAGGACUGCUUCUCCGUACCCCUGACCUUCGAGACAGCCCUGGCUCGCGGCCUGGUGCACUACUUUGGGGCUGAACUGGCCGCCAGCAGCCUGCCUGAGGCCAUGCCCUUCACGGUGGGUGACAACCAGACCUAUCGUGGCUUCUGGAACCCACCGCUGGAGCCCAGGAAGGCCUACCUCAUCUAUUUCCAGGCAGCAAGCCGUCUGAAAGGGGAAACCCGACUGAACUGCAUCCGAAUUGCCAGGAAAGCUGCGUGCAAGGAGAGCAAGCGACCCCUCGAAGUGUCCCAGAGAUCGGAGGAGAUGGGGCUCAUCCUGGGCAUCUGCGCAGGUGGCCUCGCCGUCCUCAUUCUCCUCCUGGGGGCCAUCAUUGUCAUCAUCCGCAAAGGGAAGCCAGUGAACAUGACGAAAGCCACCGUCAACUACCGCCAGGAGAAGACUCACAUGAUGAGUGCCGUGGACCGAAGCUUCACAGAUCAGAGUACUCUGCAGGAGGAUGAGCGGCUGGGACUGUCCUUUAUGGACGCUCCUGGCUACAGCCCGCGGGGAGACCAGAGAAGCAGUGGUGUCACCGAGGCCAGCAGCCUCCUGGGGGGUUCUCCUCGGCGCCCAUGCGGCCGGAAGGGCUCCCCGUAUCACACAGGACAGCUUCACCCUGCAGUACGUGUGGCUGACCUCCUGCAGCACAUCAACCAGAUGAAGACAGCUGAGGGCUACGGCUUCAAGCAGGAGUAUGAGAGUUUCUUUGAAGGCUGGGAUGCCACCAAGAAGAAAGACAAGCUCAAGGGUGGCCGACAGGAGCCAGUGUCUGCCUAUGAUCGGCACCACGUGAAACUACACCCGAUGCUGGGGGACCCUGAUGCCGACUACAUCUCUGCCAACUACAUAGACGGCUACCACAGGUCAAACCACUUCAUAGCCACUCAAGGGCCAAAGCCUGAGAUGAUCUACGAUUUCUGGCGCAUGGUGUGGCAGGAGCAGUGUGCCAGCAUCGUCAUGAUCACCAAGCUGGUAGAGGUGGGCAGGGUAAGCGGGGGGAUGGGGAAUGGGCUGGGGGCAGGGUGGGCCUCAUGGUUGGCUAAGAGCCCAGCGAACCCUGUGCUCUGGGGGCCCCAGGUAAAGUGCUCCCGCUACUGGCCUGAGGACUCAGACAUGUAUGGGGACAUCAAGAUCACGCUGGUAAAGACAGAGACACUGGCUGAGUAUGUGGUGCGCACCUUUGCCCUGGAGCGGAGAGGUUACUCUGCCCGGCAUGAGGUCCGCCAGUUCCACUUCACAGCGUGGCCAGAGCAUGGUGUCCCCUACCAUGCCACGGGGCUGCUGGCCUUCAUCCGGCGCGUGAAGGCUUCCACUCCACCCGAUGCUGGGCCCAUUGUCAUCCACUGCAGUGCAGGCACUGGCCGCACAGGCUGCUACAUCGUCCUGGAUGUGAUGCUGGACAUGGCUGAGUGUGAGGGGGUCGUGGACAUUUACAACUGCGUGAAGACUCUCUGUUCCCGGCGGCUCAACAUGAUCCAGACAGAGGAACAGUACAUCUUCAUCCACGAUGCAAUCCUGGAGGCCUGCCUGUGUGGGGAGACCACCAUCCCUGUCAAUGAGUUCAAGGCCACCUACAGGGAGAUGAUCCGCAUUGACCCUCAGAGUAAUUCCUCCCAGCUUCGGGAAGAGUUCCAGACGCUGAACUCAGUCACGCCGCCUCUGGACGUGGAGGAGUGCAGCAUCGCCCUGCUGCCCCGGAAUCGAGACAAGAACCGUAGCAUGGACGUGCUGCCGCCAGACCGCUGUCUGCCCUUCCUCAUCUCCAGUGACGGGGACCCCAACAACUACAUCAAUGCAGCCCUGACUGAUAGCUACACACGGAGCGCCGCCUUCAUCGUGACCCUGCAUCCCCUGCAGAGUACCACACCGGACUUCUGGCGGCUGGUCUACGACUACGGGUGCACCUCCAUCGUCAUGCUGAACCAGCUUAACCAGUCCAACUCCGCCUGGCCCUGCCUGCAGUACUGGCCAGAGCCAGGCCGACAGCAGUAUGGCCUCAUGGAGGUAGAGUUUGUGUCUGGCACGGCAAACGAGGAUUUGGUGUCCCGGGUGUUCCGGGUGCAGAACUCUUCUCGGCUGCAGGAGGGUCACCUGCUGGUCCGGCACUUCCAGUUCCUGCGGUGGUCUGCUUAUCGGGAUACGCCUGACUCCAGGAAGGCCUUCCUGCACCUGUUGGCUGAGGUGGACAAGUGGCAGGCGGAGAGUGGGGAUGGGCGCACCGUGGUGCAUUGUCUCAACGGGGGUGGCCGCAGUGGCACCUUCUGCGCCUGUGCCACGGUCUUGGAGAUGAUCCGCUGCCACAGCCUGGUGGAUGUUUUCUUUGCUGCCAAAACGCUUCGGAACUACAAGCCCAAUAUGGUGGAGACCAUGGAUCAGUACCAUUUCUGCUACGACGUGGCCCUGGAGUACCUGGAGGCUUUGGAGUUGAGAUAGCAGGCACCUGACCCGGGGCACCCAGUGAACACCCAGGGCAUGGCCCAUCAUUCCAGACUGAUGAGGAGGGCCUGUGGCCCCAACUUUGCUCAGCCAUAAUUCCACAGGGAGAACACUGGAACGGACACUGCGCCAUCUUGGUGACCCCCACGGGAAGGCUGGAGGCCAAGGAGGAGCUUUGCAAGACUGUAUCAGCCCCACCUCCAGAGGAUCCUGCAGACGUGUGCAGAGAAGCUUGCCCGGGACAGUGGCACUGGCCAAAAUAGCUAGUGCUGGGGGGCCCAGGCCAGGCCCCUCCGCGCCAUUACAGUCCUGGGCAAGAGAUGAACGAGCGUCUGCAGAGAGUGGGAGGCUUGCACCCAGUGUGGUCCUUUCUGCAUGUGGUGGAGGCUCACUGGGACUUGGCAGGGGCCGAGUCUCAGCUGGCUGAGCCCCCGAGAGUCCUGAAGCUGGGACCUCUCCCUGUCUUGCCAGUGGGCCAUGCCAAGCAUCCUGCAGCCCCGUUCUCCAUCCCACUGCCCCGACAGACCCAGGGCGGCUUUGCUCCCCAUGCUCCCUCCUGCUUCUGAGCUUUUCCUGCAACAGGGCCUGUGCCUCCCUCCUGGGCUCCAUCCCUGCCUGGCCCAGUAUAUGCACAAGAUGCACUUCAGCUCCUCUCUCCUCCCUGGCCUUCAGGUCUUCACGGCUUGGUCCUGCUCAGCUUGAGCCUGUGACAAUCCACAAGGCUGAAUCACAGCCCCCUGGCAUUGAGGCCCCUUGGCUCUCGGUGAGGCCACCCCUGAAUUGGGGCGGGCUAGAGCAGGGCUGGUGUCAGCUUCUAGAGUACAGAGAAAGAAGGGGUGCUUCGGGAUGGAGGACCAGUGCUUUCUUUGUUGUUAUUUUGUUAUUUUUUGAUGGGAGGGUGGGAAGUUCUCUUUAUAAUGGGGUAGGCCACACCCCCAUUUCGUGCCUCAAUCUCCCCAUCUGUAAACUGUAGAUAUGACUACUGACCUACCUCACAGGGGGCUGUGGGGAGGUGUAAGGUAAUGUUUGUAAAGCGCUUUGUAAAUAAAUGUGCUCUCAGAAUGCCA